Molecule: messenger RNA, 321 nt
Organism: Aspergillus wentii DTO 134E9
Lineage: Eukaryota; Fungi; Ascomycota; Eurotiomycetes; Eurotiales; Aspergillaceae
Exons: 1
Biological process (GO): carbohydrate metabolic process
Molecular function (GO): hydrolase activity, hydrolyzing O-glycosyl compounds
Source: RefSeq, a predicted model, not a curated record
CAUGACCCUACCAUCAUCAAAGUCAAUGGGACCUAUUACUCCUACGGUGUGGGCGAACACCUGGUCAUCCAUGAGACGCCUUUCAUGGACGGGCCAUGGGAGCAGACCAGUUCCGUCUUGGCCAAAGACAGUGUAGUCCUCAAGGGAGACCGUACCGCCAUGUGGGCACCCACAGCCCCCCAAGUCGACGAUAAUUUCUACCUUUACUACUGCGUUAGCGUUGCGGGGUGUCGGGAUAGUGCUGUCAGCGUUGCUACAUCCAAAUCGCCUGGACCUGAGGGAUGGACCGACCUUGGAACAAUCAUCAACUCCGGUACAGGA